UAAGACAUCAUUUGAAUUUGAAGAAGUGAAAUAAAAAGGGUCGUGUUGCGUGGAGAAAAAGAAAUGGUAUAAAAAUAGGGGUCGCAUACCUAGGGCGUUUCCAUUCUUAAUUUUACCAGAGGACUGGUUGCUUGGAUGCUGAACAAUAUUUGAAGGCAGAGAAUAUCUUCCGGUAUGAUUCCCGCUAUUUCUAUCCUAAUACCAGGUUGACGAUCUAGUGGCCGUCUUGUUCUCUCAUGAAAGGUCGUGUACAUAUCUUGGUCACUAAGCAAGUGAAGGUAUAUGACAAUUUUUAGAUUUUUCCUCAAUUCUAGAAGCAUAAAUUGUUUCCGCCGACGUUUAUCAAGAAUCAUGAGAGUGCUUCCGACAAUUAUUGUGGUUGUAAUUUUUACCAGUUGUCUGUGGCUAAGUACGACGUUAGCUUGCAAAAUAAGAAGUUGCAGCGAUUGCAGAAGAUGUGGAUCUACACAACCGGGGUGUCUAUCGUGUUUACGCGGACUUGCCUCAUCGGGUAAACGUUCAUCUCCGGAAUUAAUAUGGCCUUCCUAUGGAUUCCUCUCAAGUCCCCAUCACCAAAAGAGUUUCUUCUCAAGAUAUGCAGAUAUGGAAUACGGAAACUUUAAAUCACAGAAAAAAGAAUCACAGUUGAACGGUUUACGAUAAGGGAAAGUCCAAACUGAAAACAUCGUGGAAGCAGUAUUGCCAGACGUGGAUGGGAUCUAAAAUUCUGAAUAUGAAUGCAAUUGGACUCAUUGAGACUCAUGUGACUUAAUUCAUCCUCACCCUCCCCCCC
This is a messenger RNA of Lytechinus variegatus (green sea urchin), 793 nucleotides long. RefSeq lists its product as uncharacterized. Bases 283 to 663 code for a protein of 126 amino acids. The transcript has 4 exons. The record is from RefSeq and is a predicted model, not a curated record. NCBI's taxonomy places the organism in Eukaryota, Metazoa, Echinodermata, Echinoidea, Temnopleuroida, Toxopneustidae.